This is a messenger RNA of Loxodonta africana (African savanna elephant), 4064 nucleotides long. RefSeq names its product collagen type XXI alpha 1 chain (gene COL21A1). Bases 122 to 2995 code for a protein of 957 amino acids. The transcript has 29 exons. Lineage: Eukaryota; Metazoa; Chordata; Mammalia; Proboscidea; Elephantidae. The record is from RefSeq and is a predicted model, not a curated record.
CUUAAAUUUAUAAUGCUUAGUGAUUUAUCUUUAUUUUUUUAUCUUAUAUGUUUAACUUCCAUUUUUUUCUUUUUCCUUUAUAGGAAUUCUAAAACCCAAAUCUUCUAACAGAAACAGAAACAUGACUCGGUACAUUACAUUUCUUCGGAUGGUUUUGGUCCUGCUCCUUCAGAAUUCUGUAUUAACUGAAGAUGGGGAGAUAAGAUCAAGUUGUCGUACUGCUCCAACAGAUUUAGUUUUCAUCUUAGAUGGCUCGUAUAGUGUUGGUCCAGAAAACUUUGAAAUAGUGAAAAAGUGGCUUGUUAAUAUCACAAAGAGCUUUGACAUUGGACCAAAGUUUAUUCAGGUUGGAGUGGUCCAGUAUAGUGACUACCCUGUACUUGAGAUUCCCCUUGGAAGCCAUGAUUCGGGAGAGAAUUUGAUAGCAGCAGUGGAAUCCAUACAUUACUUGGGAGGAAACACAAGGACUGGAAAAGCCAUUCAAUUUGCACUUGAUUAUGUUUUUGCCAAGUCCUCAAGAUUUCUGACUAAGAUAGCAGUGGUACUGACGGAUGGCAAAUCCCAAGAUGAAGUCAAGGAUGCAGCAGAAGCAGCGAGAGACAGUCAGAUAACCUUAUUUGCCAUUGGUGUUGGUUUAGAAAUGGAAGAUGCAGAACUCAGAGCUAUAGCCAACAAGCCCUCAUCUACUUAUGUGUUUUAUGUGGAAGACUAUUUUGCAAUAUCCAAAAUAAGGGAGGUGAUGAAGCAGAAGCUUUGUGAAGAAUCUGUGUGUCCAACACGAAUCCCAGUGGCAGCUCGUGAUGAGAAGGGAUUUGAUAUACUUUUAGGCUUGGGUGUAAAGAAAAAGGUUAAGAAAAGAAUCCAACUCUCUCCAACAAAGAUAAAAGGCUAUGAAGUAACAUCAAAAGUUGAUUUAUCAGAACUCACAAGCAAUGUUUUCCCAGAAGGUCUCCCUCCAUCAUAUGUAUUUGUCUCCACUCAGAGAUUUAAGGUCAAGAAAAUAUGGGAUUUAUGGAGAAUUUUAACCAUUGAUGGAAGACCACAAAUAGCAGUAACUUUAAAUGGUGUGGAUAAAACCAUAUUAUUUACAACGACCAGCAUAAUUAAUGGCUCACAAGUGGUCACCUUUGAUGACCCUAGAGUUAAGACAUUGUUUGAUGAAGGCUGGCAUCAAAUCCGUCUCUUAGUAACGGAACAAGAUGUAACUCUAUAUAUCGAUGAUCAACAAAUUGAAGACAAGCCCUUACAUCCAGUUUUAGGGAUCUUCAUCAGAGGACAAACCCAAAUUGGAAAAUACUCUGGGAAAGAAGAAACUGUUCAGUUUGAUGUCCAAAAGCUGAGAAUCUACUGUGACCCAGAACAGAACAACCGGGAGACAGCCUGCGAGAUUCCUGGAUUUAAUGGAGAGUGCCUAAAUGGUCCCAGUGAUGUAGGUUCAACUCUAGCUCCAUGUAUAUGUCCACCGGGAAACCCAGGACUACAAGGCCCCAAAGGUGACCCUGGACUGCCUGGGAACCCUGGCUACCCUGGACAACCUGGUCAAGAUGGUAAGCCUGGAUAUCAGGGAAUCAUGGGAUCACCAGGUGUUCCAGGAUCCCCAGGAAUGCAAGGAGUUCAAGGACUACCAGGUUACAAAGGAGAACCAGGAAGAGAUGGUGAAAAGGGUGACCGUGGACUUCCUGGUUUUUCUGGACUUCAUGGAGUUCCAGGAUCGAAGGGUGAAAUGGGCCCCAAAGGAGAUAAAGGAUCACCUGGAUUUUAUGGCAAAAAGGGUGCAAAAGGUGAAAAAGGGAAUGAUGGUUUUCCUGGCCUUCCUGGACGCUCUGGAGAACCAGGAAGACAUGGAAAGGAUGGAUUAAUGGGUAGUCCUGGUUUCAAGGGAGAAGCAGGACCACCAGGUGCUCCAGGGCAGGAUGGACUGCGGGGAGAACCUGGAAUUCCAGGGUUUCCUGGAAACCAAGGAUUAAUGGGACAAAAGGGAGAAAUUGGGCCUCCAGGACCACAAGGAAAAAAAGGAGUUCCGGGAAUGCAUGGUUUGAUGGGAAGUGAUGGCUCACCAGGUCAGCCUGGAACACCAGGAUCUAAGGGAAGUAAAGGUGAGCCUGGACCUCAAGGGAUGGCUGGGCCUUCUGGGCUCAAGGGAGAAGCAGGAGCAAUGGGUCCCCCGGGAGAGCCAGGAUACAUGGGUUUACCUGGGAUACAAGGAAAAAAGGGAGACAAAGGAGAUCACGGUGAAAAAGGCAUUCAGGGUCAAAAGGGAGAAAAUGGAAAGCAAGGAAUUCCAGGACAACAGGGAAUUCAAGGCCAUCAUGGUGCAAAAGGAGAGAGAGGUGAAAAGGGAGAACCUGGUUUCAGAGGUACCAUUGGACCAAAAGGAGAAUCUGGGAUGGAUGGCUUGAUGGGGCCUGUGGGUCCCAAGGGGCAACCAGGCGAAACAGGUCCUCGGGGACCCCCAGGAUUAGAUGGGAAGCCUGGGAAAGAAUUUUCAGAACAGUUUAUUCGACAAGUUUGCGCUGAUGUAUUAAGAGCCCAGCUACCGGUCUUACUUCGGAGUGAGAGAAUUCAAAAUUGUGAUCAUUGUCAGCCGCAACAUGGUUCUCCGGGUAUUCCUGGGCCACCUGGUCCCAUAGGACCAGAAGGUCCCCGAGGAUUUCCUGGUUUGCCAGGAAGAGAUGGUGUUCCUGGUUUAAUGGGUGCCCCUGGACGCCCAGGAGCAAGAGGUUUAAAAGGUCUACCAGGAAGAAACGGGGCAAAGGGGAACCAAGGGUUUGGGUAUCCUGGAGAACAAGGCCCUCCUGGUCCCCCAGGUCCAGAAGGCCCUCCUGGAAUAAGCAAAGAAGGUCCUCCGGGAGACAGAGGUAUCCCUGGCAAAGAUGGAGAGCAUGGAAAACCUGGAAUCCAAGGGCAACCAGGACCUCCUGGCAUCUGUGACCCAUCGCUAUGUUUUAGUGUAGUUGUUGGAAGAGAUCCCUUUAGGAAAGGACCAAAUUAUUAGUGCCUGAUGCCUCAUAGAGCAACCUUGAGAUGGUGCUUUUCUUUUGUGGUCUUUGUGUCUCAGGAAGAUAACCAGCAAUAAUCCCUUGAAAAGAAACUAAAGUACCUCGGUGUCUUGUUUUUCCUUAAGGAAAAAUAUGUUAAAGGUCAUAUAUACUGAUUUUAAAAGGCUCCUCAAAAAUUUGGAGUCUUUAGAUUAGUAGCAUUAACUAAAUCUCAAGGGUUUCUUGUAAGUCCAUUGGUUUUAAUCAGUUGAAUAAAAUGAAAAACAAUGCCUUUCAGCCAGUCAUUUUUAGUCACUGUGAAAUGUUUCACAUCUAGCCUCCAUGUAGUAGAGUAUUUGAGUUCAAUUUUAUGCCUGUGUGAAUUUCAUGUUUCGUAUCUCAUAACUCAUGCUUCUACAUUAGCCAACACAUGUAUUUGUCAUUGGAAAUAAAAUCAGGGCUGAUAUUCAGCUGGGAUGGACAGUCGCCAUGCUGGUGACUUAUCCCAGUGUCUGUGCUUAUUGGUUAGGGUCUGUGGGCUACGUGUUGUUAAAUGUUUUGAAUAUCACCUCUGACUAAGAUUAAUGUGCUUCUUAUUUUAUUUGCUGAUUCUAAAAUUAGACUAAUGAUUAUGCUAAGAAAGAGUAUUAAUUACAUUGGGAAUGGUCAAAAGUAUAUCACACUAUUUAAAAUAUUUUAGAAGAAAGUGUUUCAUUUGUUCCUGAUCAGUACACUCAAAGAAAAUGCAAGUUCAAAAAUAAUUUAGUGCUUCAUACUUGCUGAUUAAUUGGAAUAUUUGUUGUAUGCCUUCACUUUCCAUUUCACUUAUUAUAUGUGUAUGUUCAUAUAUGUUAGUUUUCAUUGCAGCAAAGCUCAUGGGAAUAAGUGCUCUAGAUGCAAGGAAAGACAACCCAUGAAUCCUAGUAUGUCUUGAUAUUUUUAAGCAGACUUUUAAAAUAUUAUGAACAGUCUUUGUGUACUGUACUUAGUGCUUUCAUAAGUAACAUAAUUUGAGAUUUCAUCUUCUGCCAUGCUCUAAAUUUUGUUACAUGCUUGUUAUUCAAACUACAAUAAAAUUUUGUACAG